AUGGUUACGCCCGCUCCGUUCGAGGGCAGAAGAGCCAGCCACUCACGACUUGGGAGCCGAUCGCCAUCGUCAACAGGGAGGCCUGGGCUCACGGUGGCGUUCACGGCGGCCUGCGCGCGAGACAUUUGUAGGUCCGUACGUAGUCGUCGUCAACUCGACCGACCAGGGGUUGUUGCCGGCCGACGAAACAUUACCUCCGUGGCCGCCUCGGAGGCUCGGAAGAUGCCGACCCCCCGGAGGCGCGCCUGCUGCCAUUUCCACCUGCCUUCCGCAGUGAUCAGGAUCGAACCUUGCUUGCUGACGAAGGAAUUUCUGCCAAACAAUGACAUGGCGCGAUCAGCUUGUCGCGUGUCAGUGUCAAGUCGGGAACCCACCGCCUCCACCGCAAGGCAGCUGAGGCUCCGUCACAGCACCGCGCAUGUGAAGCAGGAUGAUCGACCGGCAGUGAACAAGGGUAGGGCCCACAGCGAACCCCCCAUCCUCCAGCAUCACGUUAUUUGGUGUCAAGGUCGCCUCCGCUGUUCCAUACCGAGUCGACGGGUCAAGUUCCGGAAAGUCUGGCGCCAUCCUCGACGGCCGCCCUAUGAGAGGGCAACCUCGAGCGCUCGGACUUUGCCCUGGUGCGAGCACCUUUCUAUGUACGUCCAGGGCCGGAAGUGGCAGACGGCACCUGCGUCUGUGUCGGGGAGUGCCCGACAGUCUGGGAGCAAGCUGGAUUGGGUCCCCAGGCGCCGGGACGGGGAGCUGUGGUGCCGUCGAUCUGAGAGCGUUGUGGAAUCUUGGUUCAUGCCAUGCGUCGAGCCGAACCAAAAGCUCUCGCGCAACCUUGCCAUGUCUGUGUCAUGGCUUUGUCCGGUCCUUGUUCCGGCAGCGUGUCCCACUGAUGAGCUAGUAUGCCAGACUGCCUGCGUCGGACGCAUGGACUUGGCAGCGGGCGUAAGGAGGCGGCGGCUAGCAAGCUAA
Molecule: messenger RNA, 963 nt
Organism: Purpureocillium lilacinum
Lineage: Eukaryota; Fungi; Ascomycota; Sordariomycetes; Hypocreales; Ophiocordycipitaceae
Source: RefSeq, a predicted model, not a curated record